GGCUGUCUGUUAUUGGUUUAAACUGACUGGCGGCGUAUUCUACGUGCAGAUAGUGCACUCCUUCUAGCUUUUGUUCUGCUUUUAAUGUUCUUUUCUAUAUGCUUCAGCUUGUGGUGAAUAGGUUAAUACUUCUUGCUGCAUAAAGACCUCAGAGGUUGUAUACACAUAACAAGAAUGCACAGCUAGCAGCAGUCAUUGGCCGGCAGCCGCGCCAGAACCAGCGAGCAGCUCUGUCCAGCAGACAAGAAUAAUUGUGCAAGUUAUAGACACUGAAGUAUGUCGGGUUCUAAGUCAUCACUGCCAUUGCCAGUCAUGGAUGGUAAUGCUGUCUUUGGAAAUGAGAGCAGUGUGCCCUUACCAACGGGUGUUAUGUCACCUAUGACAGACCUGGCUGUUAACCUGGGCAGUUUAAGCACGAGAUCAGAUGUUGAGCUAAGAGCACUUCCAUCGCAUCACGAAAGUUUGGGAAGCACGCCAAAAUGCAAGCUAUCACUGUCCUUAUCAGAUACGCCAACCCUAAAACCCUGGAUGCAGCCGUUUAAUUGUGGUUUUAUAGACUCGCCGACUCCAAUUGACUCGCCUUCUCUAGAAUUUCGAAGUUUUCAGUUUCCGGAGAAUAAUCGAAGCAUCAGAGGAGGGCAGCGAUGCGCACGGGCACCACUUAGGCGCUUGAAUUCACUACCGCUUGAGUCCGCUAGGAACCUAACGCUGCGGCCAGGCAAGGAGAACUCGACCACCACCAAUCCAAGACCGCAAUGCGCUGCUGGGGUCAAAGGUCAGCCACUCCGCUCGCCGAAGCGCCAGCUCGACCUGACGAUGGCGACGGAGCAGGCAGCAAGAUGCGUUCCUGCCGGCCACUGUUCGCACGGUCUCCGAGUGCGCCCGAACCCAACAACCGCCUCGCGAGGGCCUCAUCGUUCAAGCGACCUGAGCCGCCGCGCGAGUGCCGCAGUCCCGUGUCGAACAAACGACGCAGGAGCAUUAACAUGGAUUGCCCAGCUGGCAGUGCGUUGGUCGUCGAGGAGCCGAGGCUGCAUCGCUCGCACUCCGUCGUGCAUGGUUUCCACGCCAACAUGCAGCCUCCGCCGCCGUCGACGACGGCUAUGAGGAAGCCGACACUGCAGCGCUGCCACUCCGAGACCGAGGCAACCAUCAUGCGCGCGCUGCAGCGAUGUACAGAAGAGCCUAACCUUAUAGGAGAUUUCUCAAAGCCAUUUGCGCUGCCACUGUGUAAGGGUAAGCACAAUGACCUGAAGUGCAUAACGCCGGAGACCGUGUGCCGUCUCAUCAACAAUGAGUUCGAAGACUCCAUUCACAGCUACACGAUCAUCGACGCACGCUUCCCCUACGAGUUUGAGGGCGGCCACAUACAGGGCGCGAAAAACAUUUAUACCAAAGACCACCUGCUCACAGAGUUCAUGGAUGCUAAAGUUAUCAACGCUCUCAAUCUUAGCAAGCGAACCAUUCUAGUCUUCCACUGCGAGUUCUCAUCCGAGCGCGGGCCCGGUCUCUCGCGUUUUCUGCGCAAUAUGGACCGUGAUGCAAAUAAGGAGGCUUACCCGCAGCUGUGUUAUCCUGAGGUGUAUCUCCUUGAAGGUGGCUAUAAGGCUUUCUAUCACCACUGUAAGGAGCUCUGCGAGCCGCGCUCCUACCUGCCGAUGAACAUCAAGGGGAAGGAGGAUGAGCUGAGACUGUUUAAGGCGCGCUCCAAAUCAUGGAAUGGCGAGAAAGCAGGCCGGCCAGCCGCACGGCCCGGUCUCUGCUCCGGCCGGCCUUGACCCUGUCUCUGCU
Priapulus caudatus is the source of this 1791-nucleotide messenger RNA. RefSeq names its product M-phase inducer phosphatase-like. Gene Ontology annotation, molecular function: protein tyrosine phosphatase activity. NCBI's taxonomy places the organism in Eukaryota, Metazoa, Priapulida, Priapulimorpha, Priapulimorphida, Priapulidae. The record is from RefSeq and is a predicted model, not a curated record. Gene Ontology annotation, cellular component: cytoplasm; nucleus. Gene Ontology annotation, biological process: protein dephosphorylation; positive regulation of G2/MI transition of meiotic cell cycle; G2/M transition of mitotic cell cycle.